UUUUAUUCUUAAAAUCGUAAACAUGACUUCGGGAGAAGAUUCAAAUUUCGUCUCAAGAGUUUUAAAUUUUUGGAAUUCCCUUCAGCAUCCGUAUACACCAGUAUCAGCAAAUUCUUCUCGUACACCUCGUACACCUCGUACACCUCGGACCCCACGUACUCCAUAUGGAACACAAGGAUCGCCACGUACACCACGCUCUCAAAGUUUUAAUAAUCGUUAUGACGUAGCUUUAGAAGAAAUUAAAAGAUAUGAAGAUUUUACUACUAUCGAUUGGGUUCAAGAUGCGAUACAUGAACGAUCUAGAAUGAACGUUUUAAGAAGUGCAGCGAUAGAAAAUCGUUCUUCGUGGAAUACUUGGCUACGACUUUCUUAUGAAGCUGGUCAAGCUUGGAUUGUUGUUUCUAUAGUCGGCGCAAUUAUUGGCCUAAAUGCAGCAUUAAUCGAUAUUAUCACAGAAUGGUUAUCAGACAUAAAGUCUGGAUAUUGUAAAAAAUCCUGGUGGUUAAAUCAAAAGUUUUGCUGUUGGGAAAUUGAAGGAGAAGAUGGUUCUUGUGAACUUUGGCAUGAUUGGUCCCAGUAUUAUAUUAUAAAUUGGUUUUUCUAUGUAGUAUUUGCAACAUUAUUCGCAGCGGUUUGUGCAUUUAUGAUACGUACUUUUGCACCGUACGCUGCUGGGUCUGGUAUUUCAGAAAUAAAAUGUAUUCUUGCUGGAUUUGUAAUGAAAGGCUUUCUUGGAAGUCGAACAUUGCUUUUAAAGAGCAUCUGUCUGCCAUUGGCUAUUGCAUCAGGAUUAAAUGUGGGAAAAGAGGGACCAUCAGUUCAUACUGCAGCUUGUGUUGGAAAUGUUGUUUCCCGAUUAUUUGGAAAAUUCAAAAGAAACAAAGCAAAAAUGCGAGAAAUUUUAUCAGCAUCUUGUGCGGCAGGUGUUGCUGUGGCUUUUGGCUCUCCUAUUGGCGGCGUUUUAUUUUCCUUUGAGGAAAUGAGUUCAAAUUUUCCUAUGAAAACACUUUGGCGAAGUUUCUUUUGUGCUUUAGUAGCCACUGUAGUUUUACAGGGUAUGAAUCCAUUCAGAACUGGAAAGCUUGUAAUGUUUCAAGUUACUUAUGAUCGAGAAUGGCAUUUUUUUGAAAUUAUCUUUUUUAUCAUAUUAGGCAUUUUUGGUGGUCUAUAUGGUGCUUUAGUAAUAAAAUAUAAUAUCAAGAUGCAAUCCUUUCGCAAGAAAUAUUUGAAAGAUUAUGGCGUAGCCGAAGUAACUGUUCUUGCAUUUAUUACUGCAUUAAUUGGGUAUUUUAACAUAUUUAUGAAAAUGGAUAUGACUGAAACCUUGGGUAUUCUUUUUCAAGAAUGUGAAUCCAAAAUUCACGAUUUUGAAAACUUAUGCAAGACAUCCCAAAUGUUUAGGAUGGCAUGUUUAUUAUUAAUUGCAGCUAUACUCAGAACUGGAUUUGUAAUAAUAUCUUACGGAACAAAGGUACCGGCAGGAAUUUUUAUACCUUCUAUGGCAGUUGGAGCAACAUUUGGAAGGUUUCUUGGUAUUUGUGUUAAGGCUUUAAUAGACUCAUAUCCAACAUUUCCAUUAUUUGCAACCUGUAAACCUGAUGUAACAUGUGUUACACCGGGAAUGUAUGCAUUUUUAGGUGCUGCAGCUGCAUUGGGUGGAGUUAUGCAUUUAACAGUUUGUGUAGUUGUUAUUAUGUUUGAAUUAACAGGAGCUUUAACUUAUAUUUUACCAACAAUGAUCACUUUGAUGGUUACAAAAACCGUUGGUGACUUAUUUGGAAAGGGUGGAAUUGCUGAUCAAUUAAUCAAAUUAAAUGGAUUUCCGUUUUUGGAUAAAGAGGAGUAUUCUUUCGGAGUGCCAGUUGCUACUGUUAUGAGAAAAGACCUAACAGUAAUGACUGCAUCUGGCCUAAAAUUGGAUGAAGUUGAUCAAAUAUUAUCAGAAACAAAUUUCCAGGGAUUUCCGGUUGUGCAAAAUAAAAAGAAUAUGAUAUUAUUAGGUUAUAUUGGAAGAAUAGAAUUGAAAUAUGCUAUUGAUAAAGCAAAAAGGGUUUGUGGAACAUCAAAUGGAGCACAUUGUUUUUUUAAUCCUGAACAUAGUAAUUUUUCAGAUUCUGAUAAUAACGGUGGAAGUUCAUCAAAUUUCAUUGAUUUUGGACCAUUUAUUGAUCAGACACCAAUAACUGUACAUCCAAAACUGCCACUUGAAACAGUUAUGGAUUUAUUUAAGAAAAUGGGACCACGUGUAAUUCUUAUAGAAGAUGCAGGUAAAUUAGUAGGACUUACAACUGUAAAAGAUGUAUUAAAAUAUAUUGCAAAAAAAGAAGCUAAAGGAGGGGAAAAUGGAGUAGAUAUAGAAUUAAAUAAUAAUAAUUUUGAUAAUAGUAAUAAUUUAAGGAGACAUAUUAUAGGAGAAAAUGAUGUUUAGAUUUUUGAUAAUUUGAUUUGAAACAAAAAAAAAAAAAAAA
Molecule: messenger RNA, 2468 nt
Organism: Rhizophagus irregularis DAOM 181602=DAOM 197198
Lineage: Eukaryota; Fungi; Glomeromycota; Glomeromycetes; Glomerales; Glomeraceae
Biological process (GO): intracellular iron ion homeostasis; intracellular copper ion homeostasis; transmembrane transport
Cellular component (GO): Golgi apparatus; plasma membrane; early endosome
Molecular function (GO): voltage-gated chloride channel activity
Source: RefSeq, a predicted model, not a curated record